Messenger RNA from Phytophthora sojae, 363 nucleotides. RefSeq lists its product as hypothetical. Bases 1 to 363 code for a protein of 120 amino acids. The transcript has a single exon. Gene Ontology annotation, molecular function: nucleic acid binding. Lineage: Eukaryota; Oomycota; Peronosporomycetes; Peronosporales; Peronosporaceae. The record is from RefSeq and is a predicted model, not a curated record.
AUGGCAAGUGUGCGCGCCAAGUUGGAGGAAGAUUACUGGUCGGAGGUAGAGUUUGUUCCACCAGGGAUCACGGGGCUCGCUCAACCGAUGGGCGUAUCUGUGAUGCGUUCCUUCAAGUCAAGAUGCCGAAGACUCUACGUUAACUACCAUAUCAACCAGCCUCCACGGCAGCCCGGCGUUUUUUUUAUGACGCAGAUCGUGCUGUCGGCGUGGGAAAGUAUUGAGGAGAAGCGUAUCGCUAGGGGAUUCGUGAAGGCAGGGCUCGUGCCCAUCGGGCCGCGAGAGGCUGACGGCACCUUCAGAGUUCCGGAGCCGACAAGUGAGUCUGUUAGCGUAGAAGAAGAAGAGUCUGAAACUGAAUAA